UGACAUUCUGCUUCAAUUGAUUUUGAAUCUCAUUGGAAAGCAUAUGUUGGACAGGAUGUAUUUCUUUGAAAAUAUGUGGUGACUCAAUAACUUGUGAAACUAUUAUACUUAUAACUAAGUCAAAUGAAGAAAAUAAAGUGGUGGACACAACAUUUACUUAAGAAAGUUAAUUUGUAGUUUUUAAAAAGCAAUUACAACUGACUUUUUGUGAAUAUGUGUUAAAAAACUUUAUAAUUAAUUGGAGACUGCUUUUGUAAUUUAGUGAACAAAAAAUCAUACAGCAUUAACUUAUUAAUGAAGAAAAUAAUUUGAAUGAGUGCAAAGCACAUUCAAUUUGAAAAUUUUGUAUUAUGUCUUUAUUGUUCAAGAUCUGUGUUACAAAGAAUUUUGAUUUAACUUCUCUUUCUAUAAAAAUAUGAGAGAACACUGAAAAAAAAAAAAAAGAUGAAAUUAAAAGAGAAAGCAAAAAAUUGAACUAGUGGACUCACUGAACUUUUGUGAAUAUAGCAAUUAAAAUUGUCUUAUUGGUCACAAUUGCAAAAAUGAAUAUUUUGAUUGAGAAUUCACAGAGUCUUACAAAUGAGGACUCAUAUUUUGAGGAAAUGAAGGAAAAAUCACUUAGUGGAGUUGAAGAUUCAAAAGAAAAUGUGACCUUGAGUCAAGAUUUGUCAAACGAGCCAGAAAACCAAACUGAUGACGAAUGGUAUUCCUCUGAGCUGUGCGAGAUAUCCAUUACUGAAGUUAAUCAGUUGCAGGAACCCAUUACUUUUACGUCAAAUGACUCGAAAACAUGUAAUAACAAAAAGGAGUAUUCAUGUGGAUAUUGCGAUAAAUCCUUUUCAGAGAUUAAUCUUCUGAAAGAGCACAUAGCGAUUCACACUGAUUUGUCAGUGAAUACAGUGGCAGUUAAAAAGCAGUAUUCCUGUGGAUUAUGUGAGCAGGUAUUUAAUGAAGUGGAACAGUUGCGAAUUCAUAUUAGGGUUCACACUGUAUCGCCAAUUGAGGACAGGAAAGAAUAUUCUUGUGGAUUGUGCGACAAAUCAUUUCCCAAAGUUGAUUAUCUGAAGGAUCACAUAAGAGUUCAUACAACUCAACAACGAUACUUUUGUGAUUUUUGUGAAAAAGCAUUUACCGGCCAAAACCUUUUAAAACAACAUAUGCGAAUGAUGCAUAUUGCAGAACAGAACAAAAAGAAACUUGAGUUAUAUAAAUUUCCUUGUAAAUUUUGUGACAAAUCAUAUGCUGAACAUGUAGAUGACAGUAAAAUGGUUCAUUUUGAUGCCGCUCCAGCAUGCUCAGAGAAGAAACAACAUCCUUGCAAACUGUGUAAAAAAUUAUUUACUGAAAAUGAGAAGAUGGAAGAACACCUACGUAACUGUGCUAGUCAAUCCUCGUUAAAUUCAGACAGUUACGCUGCUGAGGAGCAAUAUGCUUCUGUUUCUGUUCUGUAUGAAAACUCGCUUCCUAAAGCUGACCCUUCAAACAUACUGAUUGAGGCAGUAUCAGGGAUGUCGGAAGCUCAGACUGGAGAAGAUUGUUUUGCUCAUGAGGAGAUUUCAGAACCUCAAGUAAGUGAGAUUUCGGAAGCCCAGGGUGUUGAAGACUGUUUUGUGUAUGAAGAGACUUCAGAAUCUCAAGUAGGUGACUGUUUUGUAUAUGACGAGAUUUCAGGAACUGUAGUAAGUGAUAUUUCAGAAGCUCCAAUUUGUGAAAGUUCAGAAGUUCCAGUUGAGGAUAUUUCUGAAGUUCAAGUAGAGGAAAAUUAUUUUGUAUGUGAAUUGUGUCAGGAAUUGUUUACUGAAGUUGAGCACCUAAAAGAACACAUGCAGUGUCAUAUAUUGCCAAAUACAAAUUUUGAAGUUCAGAUAGUUGGAAAGCUAUACCCGUGUGAGUUUUGCAAUGAAUCAUUUUGUGAAGUUGGUGAACUGAAAGAACAUGUAAAGAUGCAUACUGCCUUACUAAAAUUAGAAACCCCGUCUGAUAAAAGAUGGUAUUCAUGUGGGUUAUGUGACAAAUCAUUCCUUCAAGUUAGUCACUUAAAAGCACACAUAAGAAUUCAUACCCAACGAUCAAGUGCUCAUGGCCAGUUUGAUGAGAAACGAUAUUCUUGUGGAUUAUGUGAGAAAUCCUAUACUGCGGUGGAACAUUUGAAAAGACACAUACAAGUUCACGUUUUGCCAAGAGAUAAAACUAGGGGAUACGUAUGUAAAGUAUGUAAGUUAGUGUGUUUUAGUGAUCCAGAUCUUUUAAGUGAACACUUGGAAACUCAUGAAACUUUUGUGUCGUCUAAUUCAGAAAGUAACACUUCUGAACAUUCAGAAAUUAGCACCUCUGAACACUUGUUAAAUUCCGACAUGGGUAUUAGUCAAAAGCUGUAUCCAUGUGAAUUGUGUGAAGAAUCGUUUUCUGAAAUGGCUCAUUUGAGUGCACAUGUUAGAGGUCAUUACUUCCAAAAACCAUAUGCUUGUUUUCAAUGUGAUACGUCUUUUUCUACAUUAAUUGCUUUUAGACAACAUUGCAGUAAUCAUGUGGCAAAACCUCAUAAUUGCUUACGGUGUAAAAGGUCAUUUACUUUGAAAAGCUCCUUGAAGCGACAUUUGACUGUUCAUAAAAAAAGAAGGUGUCAUACAUCAAAAAUGUACACGUGCAAUUAUUUUGACGUCCUUUGUAAUGUUAAAAAUUCAAAAGGUGAGUCGAAAGGUACACAAAGGUCUUCUGCUAAUGAUGAAGGAGAUGCUUCCCAGAUAUUGUGUUCGGAUGGUGUGGAGUCGUCCUUGUCAUGUCAUCCUAAUUACUGUAGAAAGACGUUCAAGACCUACUCUCAGUUAAAAAGCCAUUUAAGGACUCAUACAGGAGAAAAGCCUUAUUCUUGUGAUUAUUGUAAUAAGGCUUUUGCUUGGAAAAAUCAGUUCUUGAUGCAUUUAGAAACUCAUUUGGAUGCUUUAGACUGUUGGUACUAUUAUUGAAAAUGUAUUGUAUAAUGACCUAAGCACGUGAAAAAUGAAAUAUUGUCCAAUUAGUAAUGUUCUGAUAUGAAUUUAUCAUUCUUAUGUAAUGGGGGGGGGAGGAGAACCUGUAAAUUACUGUUGUUAUAAAAAUGAAUUACAAAUUAUGUACAGAAUGGAACCGCUUGUCUGUGAGUAAGAUGACUGGAAUUUUAGUUUUGAUCCACCAAUUACUGAAUCUUUGCGCUUUCAAAUGUUAAUUGGACGGUUUUAUGCAAAAAUGAGUUCACUGACAAAAACUCAAAAAAAUAUGAGUUAUUCAUAUAGAUUGGUAAAUAAACGACAUACUAAGCCCUCUAUUGAACAAAAUGCCAACUGAUUUCUGUGAAACUGAGCAUUAGAGCUCAAAUUACUCAAAAGUACUGCUUGGUGGGUUGACCAAUU
Molecule: messenger RNA, 3389 nt
Organism: Uloborus diversus
Lineage: Eukaryota; Metazoa; Arthropoda; Arachnida; Araneae; Uloboridae
Product: zinc finger protein 271-like
Exons: 1
Coding region: 543-2966 (807 amino acids)
Biological process (GO): regulation of transcription by RNA polymerase II
Molecular function (GO): RNA polymerase II cis-regulatory region sequence-specific DNA binding; DNA-binding transcription factor activity
Source: RefSeq, a predicted model, not a curated record